Messenger RNA from Exaiptasia diaphana, 1290 nucleotides. RefSeq lists its product as uncharacterized. The transcript is spliced from 4 exons. Lineage: Eukaryota; Metazoa; Cnidaria; Anthozoa; Actiniaria; Aiptasiidae. The record is from RefSeq and is a predicted model, not a curated record. The coding region runs from base 47 to 1039 and encodes 330 amino acids.
UCAGACUUUAUCUUUUAGGGAACAUUUCUCGCAAUGAAAUUAAUUCAUGAGGACUAAACAUGCAGUUUUGCUUGUGUGCWUCUUCUUGGCUUUCAUUCCUCGAGGGUAUACUUGCGCAAAGCACGAUACUCAAGAAUCRRAACCGAUGGACGAAGAACAAGACUCGAUGAUAGAUGUUUCUAUCCGCAAGAGGAGAAAUAUAAUUGACAAUGCCAAAGACACCGUCAGCUCAACUAAUGAUAAACUACGUUGGAUCAAGAAAAACUUUCGUUAUUUAUUUCUGAUGGUAGCGUCGGGAUUUGUUUUGUUCUUYAGUUGUGCUGUUUAUAGACGAUGUACAAGGGACAACACUGCAGACAAUGACGAUGRRAUYCAAGUGGUUGUUGUAGGAGGCCCACGWCAGCAUUAUACCAACACUCCACCCACACCCACACAGGAACYACCAUCCCGACCCCCUCCCCCAAAGCAGUCCAAGCCCAAGAAWCCACCAAACUCGAAACCAAAGUCAUUUAAMAACAAAAAGWCAAAGAAAACAACAUUACAGUCAAAKAAAGKUAAAACUAGAGCUGAGAGUURUUGUGACAGUGACGAAGGAUCAAUUUGCAGAAGUGUUGAUAGCAGUGAACAAUUGCUCAACCCGUGUAUAAAGUACAAUGGAACUGAUAUGGGCGAMGGUGAAAAUGGCGACACACAGUCCUUUCGAAACCUCAAAGACCCACUUCCUCGAGGAGAAAUCRCAUCACGUGUCGUCCACGAGGGAAUCCCACUUUCGUGUUUUAUGUCGUAUCAACAACUYACWGACAUGGGAYCACAWGCGAGUUMUCUCUCCCAGUAUCUCCACGARUUGAGACUACACGCCGCGCAACUCCACGCAGAGGACRCGGCAUUCGYGGGACACACGAGCAUGGAUAUGUGGCCUAUUGUGGAGGACAUCUAUAUGAAUGACCGUCUUAGUGCCUCGCUACACGAGAGACGAGGACAGUAUUACCCAACAGCGUCUCCUGACACACAAUUACCGAUAACUGCUGCAGCCAAUUAGACAAUAUUGUGCAGUUAUGAGGUGGAUAUAUGUUGUGUACAUACCGAUGAAUACUGAUACAAUAAAACUGUCAAAAACCCAUCCGCUUAAAAACGGUUUUCCUGAAAUUCGGAUUACUAUAUCAACGAAAGUGAAAAUAUCAUUUUUUAUUAUUGGACAAUACCUAGCAAAUACACAUCAUUAGUGAACGAUACAAAGAUCGUCCACCUSUACAAAAAUUCAAUUCCUAAUAAAUAUAAAAAUUUGCUCGA